AUGACCGGGAAGUCGGUUCGGGACGUGGAGCGGUACCAAGCCGUGCUGACCGAUCUGCUGCUGCGGGAAGAGAACAAGUUCUGUGCGGACUGCCAAGCGAAAGGACCAAGAUGGGCCUCUUGGAAUAUUGGGGUAUUUAUGUGUAUUCGCUGUGCUGGUGUCCACAGGAACCUGGGUGUCCACAUAUCCCGGGUGAAGUCUGUCAACUUGGAUCAGUGGACACAAGAACAAAUACAAUGUAUGGAAGAGAUGGGAAAUGGAAAAGCAAAAAGACUGUAUGAAGCAUUUUUACCUGAAAACUUUAUCCGGCCGCAGACAGACCAAGCAGUGGAGACCUUUAUUAGAGAGAAGUAUGAAAAGAAGAAAUACAUGGAUCGCAGUAUAGACAUAAAUGCAUUUAGAAAAGAGAGAGAAAGCAAGUGGAAGAAAUCGGAGUCUGCUCCUGAAAUAAAGUCAGAGACUGUCAUAUUUGAGAAGGUUAAACUGCCACAGAAAAAGGAAGACGCUAAGGCUCCUAAGGUGUCUCCCCAGAAGGCAGCGGAACCUGUUAUGGAUCUGUUAGGCCUUGAUGCUCCAGUGGCUACAACUGUUACCAAUGGGAAGUCAAGCACCAGUUUAGAGAAGGAAUUGGACCUUUUUGGGCCUACAUCAGGCUCUAAACCCAGCCAGGUUGUUGGGUCCAUGCCUUUAACUGGAAGUUCUGGAUCUGUUCCUGAGAAUCUCAACCUUUUCCCAGAGACAAGUGGGAAGCCAGCAGAAGGUACCAAAAAGCAGCUUUCCAAGGAUUCUAUCCUGUCCUUGUAUGGCCCUCAGACUUCUCAAAUUCCAGCUCAAGGAGGCCUCUUCAUGGCACCAGCACAAAUGGCAUACCCGAAUGCCUACACAGGAUUUCCUGCUGUUCCUUCUCCUGGGGGUGUUAUGGGUGGUAUGAUGGCCUCACCACUGGGUAUCAUGACUCAGCCAGCUCUCCCAGGCAUGGUUGCUCCCAUGGCUGUUCCAGCUGGAUAUGUCGGUGGAAUGCAGGCAGCAGUCAUGGGGGUUCCGAAUGGAAUGAUGGCACAGCAUGCAGGUUGUGUGACUGGCAUCAGUGCUGUGGCGCAGCCAAUGUAUGGUAUGCAACCAGGACAGCAACUCCAGUGGAAUGUCGCUCAGGUGUCUCAACAGAUGGCAGGAAUGACAUUUUUUUGGUGUAGGAGGCAUGGCAGGAUACGGACAGCCUACAGCUAACCAGGGACCCAACCAGACCCUCAGCUCACCAAUGUGGAAAUAA
Molecule: messenger RNA, 1270 nt
Organism: Staurois parvus
Lineage: Eukaryota; Metazoa; Chordata; Amphibia; Anura; Ranidae
Source: the annotation of a GenBank genome assembly